AAUGCGUCAUCGAUAUUAGCAUUGACUGGUUUAUUUAUUUAUCCAAUAGUAGCAGUUACUAAUAUAAAAUAUAAGCAACCGUUCUGUGUGUUUUACGUUUUACACAACACGUGUGCGAAGAGAAAAUGGCUGACCACAUGGAGGCAACUACAAAUGGCCCGAGCAGUACUGUCAAUGGAGAAAAUGGAGAGGAGAUGACAUCAAAAGAUUACUACUUUGACUCAUACGCCCACUUUGGUAUUCAUGAGGAAAUGCUGAAAGAUGAAGUGCGCACGCUGACAUACAGGAACUCUAUCUAUCACAACAAGCACCUGUUCAAGGGCAAGGUUGUGCUCGAUGUUGGCUGUGGUACAGGCAUACUCUGCAUGUUUGCUGCCAAGGCUGGGGCUGCGAAAGUUAUUGGGAUUGAAUGUUCCGGCAUCAUCGAUCAUGCAAGGAAAAUAAUCGAGUCCAACAAGCUAGACAAAAACAUAGUGUUGGUGAAGGGCAAGGUAGAAGAGGUGGAGCUACCUGACGGCAUCGAGAAGGUAGACAUCAUCAUCUCAGAGUGGAUGGGAUACUGCCUGUUCUACGAGUCCAUGCUGCAGACAGUGCUAUAUGCUAGAGAUAAGUGGCUGGCUCCAGAUGGUAUGAUCUUUCCAGACAGGGCAACCCUGUAUGUGACGGCCAUUGAGGACAGGCAGUACAAGGAUGAGAAAAUCAACUGGUGGGACAAUGUUUACGGAUUUGAUAUGAGCACUAUCAGGAAGGUGGCCAUCUCUGAGCCCCUAGUGGAUGUCGUGGACCCUAAACAGGUUGUCACCACACCCUGCCUUGUCAAGGAGGUUGACAUCUACACAGUAAAGGAGGAAGACCUUCAUUUUACAGCCCCGUUCCACCUGACAUGUCGACGCAAUGACUAUGUGCACGCUCUCGUCACAUACUUCAACAUUGACUUCACCAAGUGUCACAAGAAGACCGGCUUCUCCACAGCCCCCGAGGCACCGUACACCCACUGGAAGCAGACCGUGUUCUACUUUAACGAGACAGAUCUGACUGUGAAACGUGGCGAAGAGAUCACUGGGACCAUCACCAUGCAGCCGAACAAGAAGAACAAUCGUGACCUUGACUUUGAGGUAGAGGUCCAGUUUGAGGGGGAGCUCUCUAACAUGGCCGAAACUCUCCGAUACAAGAUGCGAUAGGACCAGCAGCCGGGCUGCCAUGGCAACAAAAGAUGACUCCAGACUCCUGGGAAUGUAUUCCACCAGGCUGUGAUAACUUGCCUCCCUUUCAAUGGGACUCGUUAGCUCGUGUUACCAAUAUGCCUUCGUGCAUCGACCUUUACAAGGUGUUAGCUUCGUGGAUAAUGCCAUAGUUUAGAACUUAAUGUCAGUCAUUUAAAUCUCUGUAUGAUCAAUUUCACAUGUAUGAAAAUAUUUUUGUUUAUGGGUAUGAUGAAAUACAUUGAAUGCCUUUUGAUACCAUAAAAUAAACAAAACUAGAAUUUUAUUUUAUGCUUUACUUGUUUACUUAAUUACAUAUGGACAAUUAUUUUAAUGCUUUAAAAUGUUUCAUAAUUUUGUAAUCUUAUGUUAACAAUUUUUAAUUGAAAGUUGUUGUUGUUUUGCACUUAUGACGUUUUGAAAAGACCGGAAAAAUCAAUGCACCAUGUUCAUGGUGGAGCAGCAUGUCUACUUGAUAACUUAAAUUGUAAUAAAUGUCUUGAUCAGAAAUUAUACAAUUUCGGUUCAACUUUACCAAUAGAAUUUGAAUGCUUAUAUAUUUUGGAUUAUUGCCAUCACAUGAGGUAGAUCCGUGCAUGCUCGAGCACUAUGGAAAAAUUUCAAGUGCAAUAUGUUUAAAUCCAUUUAAUACUGGAACUUACAUGAAUUUUCUGUCACUCAGAGAUUCAGAUUGUGGAAUGUGUUUCUAUUGAACAUUCUUUUACUUGCCAUGUCAUAACAAACUUCUUUGUACUACUUCAAAAGAUUGAAACAAAUAUUUGUGCUCUUACAUUUAUAGCACAAACAAAUAUUUUGUAAAAUGUUGGAAUAUAUUUCAGUAUGUCUACCGUAACAAGAUAACAACAUUAAUUCAUUACAAUGGUCUCUACUAUAUUUAUUGUAGUUUUUUCAUUUAACAGAAACCAUGGAGUAAAUUAAUACUGGGUAAUUCCUGCAAGGGAUCAGUGAUGCUCGACUUGAGUACUCGAGUUAAAAUGUGUUUAACAACAAGAAUUCCAUUCUCAUAUAUUGAAUUUUUAAAACUAUUUGCAUAAUGCUGUUAUAGAUGUUUCAUUGAAUUUUUUGUUGUGCUAAUAGUAUCUCAAAAUGUUGUCAUCCUUCAAUAAUGUUUUACAAGGCCAUUUGAUCUGUUGACUGGCCUCUACAUUUUAAGUUGAAUAAAUCAUGUGCAACACA
Messenger RNA from Dreissena polymorpha, 2399 nucleotides. Its product is annotated as protein arginine N-methyltransferase 1-like. Lineage: Eukaryota; Metazoa; Mollusca; Bivalvia; Myida; Dreissenidae. The transcript is spliced from 10 exons. Gene Ontology annotation, cellular component: nucleus. Gene Ontology annotation, biological process: peptidyl-arginine methylation. Bases 126 to 1181 code for a protein of 351 amino acids. Gene Ontology annotation, molecular function: protein-arginine N-methyltransferase activity. The record is from RefSeq and is a predicted model, not a curated record.